AUGGCGGCGGAGCUCGCCGUAUCCGUCCUCGCCAAGACCCUCCGAUGGAUCAUGUCGCGCUCGUCGCGACAACCAGAGUCAGAACAUUGUGCAAGUACCGCCGACUGGACGGACCUCCCAAGCGACCUCCUUGCGCGCAUCUUACAACUUCUUCAGCUCCCUGAAGCUCUUGUUGUCGCAGCCGUCUGCACCUCGUGGCGCUCGGUUGCAGAGGCUGCUGGCGACCCUCGUGCCCGCAUCCCUUGGCUCGUAUCAUGGAAACCUACAACGGGCUACUGUCGGAGCAGUGAGUUCCGGAACCUCCUCGACACCCACAAGACCUACAAGGUUAGUUUGCCUGAGGGGCGGUGUCACCUCGACUGGUGUGGAUCCUCCCAUGGUUGGCUCGUUGCAUCGAACGAAUACUCCAACCUUGUGCUAUACCACCCCUUCACCUUUGACAUUAUCCAUCUCCCACCCAUUACCGAUUUGGUAUGUGUGAAGGCAGUCCGCGACGGUGAUGGAAACAUUGUGGGCUAUUGUUAUGGAAAGGAUCUUGAGCAUGAGCCUACGCAGCAUGCUGUACAUUCCCUCGGCACAUGGUUCUACCAGAAGGUGGUGUUAUCAUGUGAUCCAUCUCAAGAUGGUGACUACGUUGCUGUAACCAUUUACUAUGAUGCCAACUGUAUGUCUUUUGCAAGAUCAAGAGAAGGCUGCUGGCGACUUGCUGCUACUAUAGCCGAUGGAAGCGACGAUCGUAUUUGUUACCACGUGAAAAACACGCUUUGGCCGGUUGAUGCAAAUGUGGUGCUUACGAUCCCAAUGAGAGAGGACAUGGAUGUUUUCUGGGCUUGGAAUCCUGACCCGAAAGGCAUUUUCACCGCAAAUGGCUAG
Messenger RNA from Lolium rigidum, 873 nucleotides. RefSeq lists its product as uncharacterized. The record is from RefSeq and is a predicted model, not a curated record. Bases 1 to 873 code for a protein of 290 amino acids. Lineage: Eukaryota; Viridiplantae; Streptophyta; Magnoliopsida; Poales; Poaceae. Gene Ontology annotation, molecular function: protein binding. The transcript has 3 exons.